AUGGCCUUCCCACAAGCCGACUACGCUCGCGGACUGCAGCUCGUGCAAUCAAACCCCGCUGAAUCCAUCCGUAAAGCUCAAGCAAACUCCAACGUUGACCUGAAAUGUAUCGUCAACUGCAUUCAGUCCAUCCCCGCGCUCCAAACGCCCACUACCAUCCACAUCCUCAUCGCCAACCUCGCUCCCCAUCUCAUCCCCGAUCCUACCAAAACCACUGCAGCGCGUUCUCCUGUUGCGCUCGCGACAGACCGCGCGUUCGCCUCCAUCAUGGGCCUCGGCAACAUGGGGCCCUUCCUUCAACCUUCGCCACAAGCAGCUCCGUUCCUCAAUCCGCUCAAACAAGCCUGGCCUGGGAUCUGGAAAUGGAUGCAGUUCUUCUGGUAUCAGAAUCAGGAUCCGAGGGUAGGCUCACCCGAGCAGUUGAAGAACACGACCCAGAUGAUCAGUUAUGCGAUAUAUUCCAUGACACAUGACGAUGAUCUGCAGAGGAUAAUCACGAACACUGAGGGGGUUAUACCCAUGAUCACGAAACUUUGGGUGGACGAGGAGAGGGAGGUAACUGGCGGUGAACGGGCCAGUGUUCCCAUAUUGCCCAUCCCUGUGUCUUCGGCGGCGUUGCACCAGAUCUUGUUCGAAGCGGAUGAGAAGAUGCUCGACCAGGUCGUGGCGAACUCGUUCCCUGGUGCUCCGGAGAAGGUCGCCGAUUUCCUACUUAAUCGGAUACGUAAUGCGGUGAAGAAACCUUCCGCGAAGCUGAGCGCAGGGGUGGUCCAAUCCUUUGUCGACCUCACUAUCUCGUUCUCUCGAGCCCCGAAGCAUCCGCUCCGCCACCUCCUCCUCUCGAAGGGUCUCAUCGGUGUAAUCACCAAAACGCUUCUCGUCCUCACCACUCGUCCGCUCUAUGAAGAAAACGUCCUAGAAGCCAUAACGUCCUGCUUCGGUUGCAUCUCCAACCUCAUCGAAUGCGGCGACGGGAUCACAUACAUCCGCCAAACUAUAACCGAAGGUUUCCUCCAAGCCUUCGUCAACAUCAUGCCAAAUUUCCAACGCUUCGACGAAGAGGCGCGCAGCUUUACGAUCAGUCUCAUCGAGGACUUGCUGCCGCGGUAUCUGGUGUAUCGGAGUGUGAUUGAGAGUGUAGUGGUGGCGAUGAGAGGGUUGGAUACGGAGGCUUGUAGGAAUAAGGUCGCGAGGAGUCCGGUCAAGAAGAGUUGGGAGCGGUUGAGGCAGAUCGCGGAGGCGAGGAUGAUGGCGAAGGAGAUGGCGGACGAGACAAGGAAGAAGUUAGCAUGGUGCGAUAAUUGCCAGAAAAAGGGUCCGAAGGACACGUUUAAGCAGUGUACUGGCUGCAAAGUCACGCUUUACUGCUCGAAGGAAUGCCAAGUAGCGAGCUGGAAGAAACAACACAAAGCGGAGUGCAACCUCAAAGACCAAGAGCGAAUAGUCUUCCAAUCCGACGCCUUGCGCAAAACAGACCGGGUCUUUCUCCAUGCUCUUACGAUCCGCGAAGCUCGUAUCCUCCUGCCUACCCUGCGUAACCUCGCCAAAACAAAAUUCCCAGGCAUUUCUACCUCAGGUCUUGGUAUCAAGAUCGACUACACGCGUGUUCCGCCUGUACCCUCCGUGUUCAAGCUCGAAGGCCACGAUAUAUCUACCUGUACGCUCUCCGAUGAUGACGUCGAUAACCCCAUCUCUCCUUCGACGCUUUUCACAGGCUACAGCGCAGGUCUCCUCUCCAAAGGAAAUAAAUUCGAUGGAGCACGAUCCCGUGAGGCGCAGGAGAAAGCGAGGCGGAAAGUCGAUCUUCAGGCAAGGGGAGGGUUGUCGGAGAAGAGGACUUCAGGGAUAUUGAAGAAAGCGAUCGACAACGAGGGGAGGCUCACCCUGAUUGAGAGUAUUGUGAGCUCUGGGCAGACGGCGACGAUGAUUAUGACGCUAGCAGCGAGGAACAUCUGGGUGGAGGGAGAUUGGGUUAGCGAGGCAGGGAGUGAUGGUGGGACGUUAGAUGAAGAUUGGUUAAUGAAGGCAGAUGAAGAGGAGGAUGAAAAUGUGCUGGAUCUGGGAGGGAAAUUGGAGGAGGUCGCGCUAGGCUUAGAUCUGGAUUGA
Molecule: messenger RNA, 2106 nt
Organism: Stereum hirsutum FP-91666 SS1
Lineage: Eukaryota; Fungi; Basidiomycota; Agaricomycetes; Russulales; Stereaceae
Exons: 4
Coding region: 1-2106 (701 amino acids)
Source: RefSeq, a predicted model, not a curated record